UCGCCUCUUACUUUGAAGGCGGCCGCCUGACUCAUUUCCGGUAUCUCCCCGUGUCCCUCGCGCCGCCUUCGUGCAGCUGUUGCACUGACAGCGGAGCAGAAGACCUGAACGGGGCAAACAGCACAAGUAUGCCCACGCGAAAAAAGCCUGACGUCAAACUACCGGCACACCGACUCCACGGCGGGACCAAACCUCUGCGUUUCACCAUCAUUUCAACACGUUUUUCUGUCACUCCGGAGUCCGACGUCGCAGCGGCAGCAGCGCGGAUAUCGCUGGCAGAAGGCGGGGUGCUUUUUUUUCCCGAGGAGUUCAACCGGGCGGUAACGCCACGUAACGUUGAGUGAACCCCCUCCGCCCCCCACCCCCCAAAAACAAGGUCUGUUUGUUAAAGGCGAUGUGAUAACAGCUAUGAUCGACUCCGUGGGAAGUUGGGAGAGACGGCGCCGCACGCGACGUAUUUACAACAAAACCAAAAAAAAGUGGUUUAUUUUGUUUGUUUGUUUUCCAAGUUCAGCACGAGCUCCUCCAGCGACGUCCCGAUAGUUUCUUGCGUGUCAAUCAAAAAACAAAAAAAACACUAUGCAGGGGGUGACCGUGGAGGAGCCGGAGGGAGAGAUCUCCGAUCUGGACCCGCCGGGGUGCUCCACGCAGGCGCGCGGCUCGGUCACGCUGGCGGUCAAUCGCAGCCGCAUCCGCCCCCCCCUCAGCGUGCUGCUGGCCACCGGGCUCUACUGCGCGGAGUUCAUCGCCGCCGCGGUGCUGUGCAGCUUGUACCGCAAGACCGAUGACGUCAUCUGGCUGGGAUUCACCCUCGCCUUCAUGCUGCUGCCGGCGCUGCUCAUCCAGCUGGCGCUGACGUUCAUCCACAGGGACCUGGGUCGGGACCGGCCCCUGGUCCUCUUCCUGCACCUGCUGCUGCUCGGGCCUGUCAUCAGGUGUUUCGAGGCUCUCGUGAUUUUCAUCAAGGCGGGUAAAAUCGAGGACGAGCCUUACGUCACCAUCUCCAGGAAGAACAGCCUGAAGAAGGGCCAGGCGGGGCUGAUGGAGUGGGAAAUCGGCCGAUCGGAGCGCAACCUGGCCACGCACCGAGACGCCUUCAAGCGCACCGCCGUCAUCCAGGCCUUCCUGGGCUCCGCGCCGCAACUCACGCUGCAGCUGUACGCCAGCAUCCAGGAGAAAUACUUACUCCCUGCCAGAUUGGCUGUGAUGAUCAUCACCCUGAUCUCCAUCACAUACGGGGCCCUCGUGUGCAGCACGCUGGCCAUCCAGAUCCGAUACGACAACUACAAAGUGCACAUGCGCCCCGUGGCCUACCUGUGCAUGAUCGUGUGGCGGGGCUUGGAGAUCGCCACCCGGAUCACGGCCCUGGUCCUCUUCAGCACGGCGCUCACGCACUGGGUGAUCCUGGUCGGCAUGGUCAACCUGCUCUUCUUCUUCUUCCUCCCGUGGGUCGAGUUCUGGGCCAGGAAGGGCUCGCUGACGCAGGACGUGGAGAAGAACUUCUCCAAGCUGGGCACCACGGUGGUGCUGUCCAUGUUCACGCUGCUCUACGCCUGCAUCAACGUGUUCUGCUGGUCGGCUGUGCAGUUGGACUUCUCCCACGGGGAGCUCAUCGAGAGGAAGCAGCGGUGGGGCCGCCUGGCCGCGUACUACGCGGUGCGCUUCGUGGAGAACUUCCUCCUCAUCGCGCUCUGGUACCUCUUCAAGUCGGACUUCUACGAGUACGUGUGCGCGCCGCUGCUGGCCGUCCAGCUGCUGAUCCUCUACGGCCUGGCGUUGCUCUUCAUGCUGCUCUUCUACCAGUUCUGCCACCCCUGCAGGCGCCUCUUCAAGUACAACGUGCACGACUGCCUGCACUGCGUCUGCUGCCGCGCCGGCUGGAGGGGAGCGAGCCGCAGCCGGGGCACGCUGCCGCACUCCUACUCCACCGCCGCCACCAUGGUGCUGAUGCCGGAGGAGCCGCUGGAGCUGCUGGGGCCCCGGGACCCCGCCAGGCGGCCGGAGGAGAGGGAGACGGACAUUGUUGAGGACACGACGGAAGCGGCUUGAGGAGGGCCCCCGAUUCUCCUGAAGAAAAGGCCCCGCACCAACGGGGUGCGAUACUCCGAGUGCUUUCAACACACGAGCGAUUGUCGUUUUAUCCCCAGACGAGGGGCGCAGCGGAGCCCCCCCCCGGCACAUCAAAGAAUGCAACGCGUCGAGAUGCGCAGCGAUGCACAAAGGCCGCCUUGAGAGAGCAGCAGCGGGUCGUGCACAGGACUGAGCCAGGUGUGCGGGAAACGUGCCAGGAGCCACCGUGUUGCUGCGCGCCCCCCCCCCCCUCACCCACCGGUUCACUUCCUCUCGGGGGAACUCGCGCCGUGACCGCCGCUUUAGCACACGUUGGCAUGUGCACUGAACAGCAGGAGGAGAAAGUUAGAAGAAUGUAUGUUGCUCAUACCCACCUAAGCAAACCUGCAGAGAUAAAUGUCACCGCUGUCUAGUGGCCUUCAUGCAUGGAGAAAGAAGAAAAAAAACAGGUUUUUAGGUUUUCCUUGAUAUAUUGUGAAAAGACUUGUGACUUGAGACUAUGUGAAAUAUCCAUUGUGUUGUUAACCUCCCAGUUGAUGAGACUUUUGCUUCUAGUUUGACUGCUUUCAUUUUUUUUAAUGCCUCUUUAAGUGCCUUGACUACUAUUGUUUUACCUGAAACCUAAAUAAAACUAAUCUGAUUGUUGAG
Pungitius pungitius (ninespine stickleback) is the source of this 2718-nucleotide messenger RNA. It is a transcript of the gene xkrx, whose product is annotated as XK related X-linked. The record is from RefSeq and is a predicted model, not a curated record. NCBI's taxonomy places the organism in Eukaryota, Metazoa, Chordata, Actinopteri, Perciformes, Gasterosteidae. Gene Ontology annotation, cellular component: membrane. The coding region runs from base 580 to 2049 and encodes 489 amino acids. The transcript is spliced from 3 exons.